AUGAAGUAUGAGCAUCAGAAAUCGGGUAGUCCUACACAAUGGAUGCCCAACGCAAUAGAUGCCCAUUCUCGAGUGAAAGUAGGAGCGCAUUACUAUGGAUUUUGUAACAGGGUUACUCUUGACUUUGGGCAGAAGAGUUAUGUGCAUACGCGUGUUCAUGGUGUGCCAUUUUCUAUUGGUGAGCGAGUGUUACACAAGGUGUCACCCACUAUGGGUGUGAUGAUAUUUAGGAGGAAAAAGAAGCUCAUUCCAAGGUUUAUUGGCCCCUUUGAGGUGUUAAAGAAGUAUGGGGAGGUGGCCCAUAAAUUGGCAUUUCCCCCAAACCUUUCAGGUGUUCAUCUUGUGUUUUAUGUAUCGAUGCUUAAGCGAUACCGACAUGAUGACUCUCAUGUGAUUCAGUGGGACUCGAUUGCUUUGGACCAAGACUUGUCAUUUGAGGAGGAUCCUAUUACUAUAUUGGAUAUGCAAACUAGACAGUUGAGAUCAAAGCAUAUGGAUUCAAUGAAGGUGCAGUGA
Solanum dulcamara is the source of this 516-nucleotide messenger RNA. RefSeq lists its product as uncharacterized. The transcript has 2 exons. Bases 1 to 516 code for a protein of 171 amino acids. NCBI's taxonomy places the organism in Eukaryota, Viridiplantae, Streptophyta, Magnoliopsida, Solanales, Solanaceae. The record is from RefSeq and is a predicted model, not a curated record.